Messenger RNA from Gossypium arboreum, 927 nucleotides. RefSeq lists its product as uncharacterized. Gene Ontology annotation, biological process: negative regulation of catalytic activity. The coding region runs from base 85 to 768 and encodes 227 amino acids. Gene Ontology annotation, molecular function: enzyme inhibitor activity. Lineage: Eukaryota; Viridiplantae; Streptophyta; Magnoliopsida; Malvales; Malvaceae. The record is from RefSeq and is a predicted model, not a curated record. The transcript has a single exon.
AUUCCAAUUCCCUAACACACAAACCCCUUACCUUCUGUCACUUAUUGUAUCACUUUCGUCCAAGAGCAGAGAAGAGGAGAGACUAUGGGAAUCAACCAUUUCAUCCUUACGCUUAUCUCCCUCACUUGUCUCUUCUCCUUCUCAACCUCUACCGAUGCACCUCCACCCCUUUCUGAUGCUUCUGGCUCCGCUUCUUUGAAACUUUAUGAUAUGAUUGAGAUCAUGUCAGAAUCACCAUCUCCAUUUGCAUUCGAUGGUACAAUAUUGGAAAGUAUUGAGGAUGUGUUAAGCAUACUACCUGGAGGUGUUGACCCUGCCCUUCAGGAAAUUUGUGGGAACACUGACCACCCCAUCGAAUGUAUAAAAGCAACUAUGCCAUUCCUAGAUGAGAAAGCUCCUAUUAAGCCUCUUUCUGUCCUUAAAGCUGGGGUUGAAGCAAUGGAUAACCAGACCAAAAAUGCAUUGGCUGAGGUUACAAAGCUCUCAAUGAACCCUACUACCCUUAAAAAUGUUGUUCCCAUCCUUCAAACAUGCAUCGAUGUCUACAAUAAUAUUCUUAACAAUGACCAAAAAUCCCUUGAAGCCAUCACUAAUCAUAACCUUGUCAAGUUGAGCACAGAGUUAGGCGCUAAUGUGGAAAACGUACUCGGUUGUGAAAAUGCAUUCAAACAAGCUAAGCUUGAAUCACCGAUGAAAGAGAUGGAUGCAAAGCUUGCAAAGAUCAUUAGCAACACCUUGACCAUUGGUGUCGACAUGGUCCACUUUUAAAAGAGCAACUUAUUAAUAGUUUGGUAUUAGGCCAAUAAACAAAAAUGCUAUGUCAACAUUCUUCUAAUGAUUUAACGGAAGAACGAUAAAAGAAAUCAAAUGUUGAAAAUAUUAAUGAUGAAAUUGAAAAUUUGUCUUUACUUGGUGAUCAAAAUAAAA